Molecule: messenger RNA, 1302 nt
Organism: Neohortaea acidophila
Lineage: Eukaryota; Fungi; Ascomycota; Dothideomycetes; Mycosphaerellales; Teratosphaeriaceae
Exons: 3
Coding region: 1-1302 (433 amino acids)
Source: RefSeq, a predicted model, not a curated record
AUGCUGCGCUACGACCCCCUGUCGGGUCAAGUGUUCACCGAGAGGCUAGUCAAAACCCGUGAUCGGCUCACAAACCCGUCAAGACCAGCGGAGGAGCGACGGACCCCUUAUGAAAUGCAACUCGAAGCCGAGCGCCUCAAGCAUCUGGGCGUCGAAUCCUUGCACGCAAAGGCAAUGCGCAAACUGAUCGUCAACGCGCGCAGUCUAACUCCAGACGCUCUGCGAGCCACGCCGGCCCCGAUUACGAUGCAGAUCUGGAAAGAGAUUAUUCGAGAGAACCGUGUGACACUAGGCGUGUGGAACAUCUUCACGAACAGCGGACACGCGGACAGCACGUUUGUCCACUCACCCAGACCGAUGAGACUCGGUGGGCCACACGUCGUCGACACUUUCAGUGCAAUCUCCAGCCCCAACUUCGCCUGGGUGACCACUCUCACCCUCGACAGCUUCCUCGGCACCGCCGCAGAUCUAAACCAAGUCACGCGAAUCGUCAAUCUCCGCAGCCUGGAAAUGCGGCACACCUCUCCUGAAACCGAGACUGCAUUUGACGACGGCAUUGUGGAGUAUUGGGCCUUGCGCGCAGGACAGGCACUCGGCGAACCUUUUGCUGUCCUGCGGUCACUCAUCAUUGUCGGUGCACCAAACAUCACGAAGUACUCCUUUCCCAGCUUCCAGCGCUUCCCUUCACUCCAAACCCUCGUCCUCUCGGAGACAGGCAUUAAGCACAAACACCGCCACUUCGCCAGCAAAUGCGACUGGCGCAUCGAUACCAACGGGCCGUAUGCUUCCAUGGUGAAGGCGGGCAUCACCAGCAGCCGGGGGAACCCCCGUGUCCACUUGUGUGACGUUACUCGAGACUACGUCUUCUCUCUCCGCUCUUCUUCUUUGUCGAAGGACUAUAACGCCUCCGCGGCCCGCACCGACACUCUGCCAUUGCUGAGCAUGCACUUCUACGGCGGUCGCAAUAUGCAACGUAUUGUGAAGACGGAUCUGGAGGAUGUCUUGUGCUUUGAAAGAAAAGAGGCAGGUGCGACUAACGAGGAGGAGGCAGAUGAAGGGAAUGACGAGGCUGGAUUAUUCUCGGUCAAGGGAGUGUUCGUGUUCAAAGGAAAGAAAAUCAAAUUCGAAGACGAAUCGGAGGUCAAGGAGGUGAAUGAUGGGACAAAGGAGGUGGCCUUGCCCGUGUUCAAGAAAAGGAAGAUCAGGUCUGGGAAGGAAAAAGAACUCGAGGGUGCGCUGGGUGCGAUGCUCAGUGAUGGUGUAUCAGCAGGACUUGGGAUCUUUCCCACGCGUGAAGGGUGA